Molecule: messenger RNA, 6819 nt
Organism: Penicillium alfredii
Lineage: Eukaryota; Fungi; Ascomycota; Eurotiomycetes; Eurotiales; Aspergillaceae
Product: type I polyketide synthase
Exons: 13
Coding region: 1-6819 (2272 amino acids)
Biological process (GO): secondary metabolite biosynthetic process; fatty acid biosynthetic process
Molecular function (GO): fatty acid synthase activity; oxidoreductase activity; phosphopantetheine binding
Source: RefSeq, a predicted model, not a curated record
AUGGCGAUUCCCACAGAGCCGCUGCAGGACGACAUGCCAAUUCGAGAGCCAGUUGCCAUUGUGGGGAUGGGAUUGAGGCUGCCAGGCAAGAUCCACUCACCCGAAUCGUUAUGGCAGUUAUUGGUAAACGGGGCAGAUACCAGAGGGCCCAUUCCGAUCAGUAGAUACAACCCGCGUGGGUUCUACUCGGCAUCGAAACGAGUGGGAACAAUUGGAGUGGAAUUUGGCCAUUUUCUCGACGAGUCAGAUGCAAUCGAAUCUCUGGAUUCGUCAUUUUUUGGCAUGAGCAAGGCCGAGUUGGAGAAGCUUGACCCGCAACAGCGCAUGCUGCUCGAGGUUGUUUGGGAAUGUAUGGAAAACGGAGCCCAACGUGGGUGGCACGGAACUAGAACUGGGGUCUUUGUUGGAACUUGGGGUGAUGAUUGGUUGGAUCGGCUUGCGAAAGAUGCACAGCAGAGCGGAGGCAUCGCCAAUGUGUCGGGGGCUGGCGACUUUGCCAUCUCAAAUCGAGUCUCGUAUGAUUACGACCUCCGAGGGCCAAGCGGAGAAUGUGACGCGGCGAUUGUUACCGGAACCAACUUGAUUCUCACACCCACCCAAACCAUUGCUCAAACCGAAGCCGGGGUUCUAUCACCGACGGGCGAAUGCCGGCCAUUUGACGCGUCGGCCAAUGGAUAUGCUCGCGGGGAAGCCAUCAAUGCAAUCUUGAUCAGAAGACUCUGUGAUGCGGUAUCUGCGAACGACCCUAUCCGUGCGGUGAUUCGAUCCACCGCAGUCAACUCGGAUGGCAGAAGUGCUGGUAUUACCGUUCCCAACCCGGACGCACACGAGGAACUGACCAGACAAGCAUACGCCACUGCUGGGAUUUCCAACAUCGCCGAUACACCAUUCAUUGAGGUGCAUGGAACUGGAACCCCUGCUGGUGAUCCUCUCGAACUACAAGCCAUUGCGAAUGUAUUUGGCGUUGAACAAGAGACAUACGUUGGGAGCGUCAAGGCCAAUCUCGGGCACGGCGAGGGAGCAUCGGGACUCACCAGCAUUAUCAAGGCUGUCAUGGCACUGGAGAAUAAGAUGUUUCCACCCCAAGUCAACUUUGUAACUCCAAACCCUCGCAUUCCAUUUGAGGAUGCUCGCUUGGUCGUGCCGCGUAAGCCCGUUUCCUGGCCAGCCAGUCGACCUGAGAGAAUCAGUGUCAACUCGUUCGGCAUCACCGGCGCAAAUGCCCGUGUUAUUUUGGAGUCUCCGACAUGGAACGGACUGCACAGGAAGAUUGUCAAACUAAAUGAUGCGAACCGGGGGGCGCAUACCGCAACUGUUGCUUUUAAAUAUGCAAAAAGUCAUCCAGAUUGUAUACAAGCUCUGGCAUACACUCUCGCACAUCGCAGGGAUCAUCUACCCCAUCGAGCUUUUUGCAUUGCCAAUGGGGUGACACUAGGCGAUAUAUCGACCGCGCGGCGAGGGAAGAGAGCGCCAUAUAUCAACUUUGUUUUCACAGGCCAAGGGGCGCAGUGGUUAGGCAUGGGAAGAGAGCUCAUGUACCAUUUCCCGGAAUUCAAGGCAGAUUUGGAGCACUUCAGCACUGUGCUUGCUCGACUGCCCAAUCCUCCAACCUGGAAACUGCUUAACGAGCUACUCCACAACGAUGAGGAGAGCCGGCUCAACAAGGCGGAAUUUGCACAGCCACUCUGCACCGCUCUUCAAGUGGCAUUGGUCAAUUUUCUCCACCGGCUGGGAAUCUUUCCAUCUGCAGUUAUCGGUCACUCCAGUGGCGAGAUCGCCGCGGCGUACACUGCCCAGGCAAUAACGGCAGAUGAAGCUAUAAUUAUUGCUUACUACCGAGUUCUCGUUGUUGCUCACAUAUCGCAAGUUGGUGCCAUGGCGGUUGUGGGAAUGAGUCGCACCGAGGCAUUCUUUUACCUCGAACCCGGGGUUUCUGUUGCGUGCGAGAAUAGCCCGAACAGCAUCACCCUGUCGGGCGACAAGCAGGCACUUGUAAAGACAAUCGAACAAAUUAAAUUAGAUGACGAAACUACUUUUGUUCGUUUCCUUAAAACAGACAUCGCAUACCAUUCCCAUCAUAUGAAGGACUUGGGUUCCAUCUACGAGACGCACCUGCAACGCUUCGUCAAGGCAAAGCCUCCUACCAUCCAGUUUAUUUCCAGUGUGGCAGGUCAGUCGUCUACCAGCGUAUCUCUUGAUGCAGAGUACUGGAGAAGAAAUCUCGAGUCCCCAGUGGAAUUCCUUGCCGCGGUCAGGGCCAUGGUUGCUCGCCCUGAUGGCGACCAACUAUUCUUGGAGAUCGGACCGCAUGCUGCACUGGCGAGCCCAAUUCGUCAAAUAUUUUUCAGCUAUCAAAAAGAACACCAAUUGAUGUACCAGGAAUCUCUGAUGCGCGGCCAGAAUGCGUUGUCAUGCAUCUUGGAAAUGUUAGGGCAGUUGUAUCUGCAAGCCAUUCUCAUACGCCGGGAAGCUUUACUUCCAGAAGAGCCCAUUUUGACGGACCUUCCCCCUUAUCCAUGGAACCAUGAAGAGUCUCAUUUGCUUGAAAGCCGAGUUGUGCGAGAAUGGAGAACCAGACCCUAUCCGCCACAUGAACUACUCGGAUCACGCAUUCUCGAGGGCAACGAUUUGGAGCCCACUUGGCGCAACAUGCUAAGAUUGAGAGAUGCCGCAUGGUUGGAGGACCACAAGGUGAUAGACGAUAUCGUGUUCCCCUGUGCGGGCUACAUCGCCAUGAUUGGGGAGGCAAUUAAACAGGUUGUACACUGGGACGACUUUACCAUUCGGGACUUUCAGUCGCCCUGUUCUGCCGAGUUUCCUCGGAAGGUGCAUUCCCCGUACAGUGUGUUUGACGGGGCAGGCCUCCAUUAUGGUCCAGCAUUCCAAGGUAUUAGCUGUGUAUCUGCAAUGCCCAGAGGCAAAACCGCCGCCGCUACCUUGGGCCCUCCCGUGGUCACAAGCUCAAGUUAUGCCCUACAUCCGACGACUAUUGACCAGUGUCUUCAGCUCCUGGGCUUGGCGACAGCAGAAGGCUUACCGCGCCGUUUCCGGCAUAUCCUCCUGCCAACUGGAAUCGACAGCUUGUAUAUUCAUCCCCGACAGGUACCACAGCCAGUUCCUCUUCAUGCCGUGGCAAAUUGUGGUGCGAACAAAAGCACUCUUCGAGGCCAAAUAAUCGCAGCAGAGAACCAACACGUUCUCCUGUCAAUUCAAGGAUGUCAGUUGUCAAUGGUCGAGACGCCACCUAAUGACAAUCAGGAUGAUCGGAUUGCUGCUGCUCGAUUAAGCUGGAGACCCGAUAUGGAUUUUAUUUCUCUUGCCAACCUGAUGGUUUCUCGAACACAAGAUCCAGCUGCAUUGAGACGAAUAGAGACUUACGGUUUGCUCUGCGCUGCCGAGAUUCAGCGGCGACUUCUGGAAGAUGGAUGUCCCGUCGAGGGCCUUUGGGAAAGCUACUUGUAUGCCAUCACGGGUGAUCGCAUCGAUGCGUCGGAGCUCUUCAUCUCUGCCGGUCAUACCAACCCGACGAUGCGUAUCUUGGAGAUUGGGGCUGGCACAGGAGGGACAACCCUGGUUACCUUGCAAGCCUUGUAUUCAAUCCUGGGAGAGCGACUGUACUCAAAAUAUACAUUCACAGAUAUCUCAUCAGGAUUCUUUCCGGCGGCCAAGGAACGGUUUGCUAGCUAUCCUGGCCUUGAAUAUAGAGUGUUAGAUAUUGGAAAAGACCCUGUGUCACAGGGUUUUGAGGCAGACAGCUACGAUUUGAUUAUUGCAUCGAACGUGAUCCAUGCUACUGAGUCCCUCAUGACCACGUUGGGAAAUGUCCGCACGUUGCUUCAACCUCGGGGCCAUUUCUUUCUUCAGGAAUUGAUUCCUUCUGCAGCCAAAAUGAUCAACAUCAUUAUGGGACCAUUGCCCGGCUGGUGGUUGGGGGCAGCGGACGGUCGAGCGAGCGAGCCAAUCGUCACCCCCGAGCGUUGGGAUUGUGAGCUCCGUGCAGCAGGGUUUGCUGGGGCUGAAGCCAUUGUUCAGGAUGAUCCACACUUUGAGCGAGCCAUUGGGGUGAACAUAAUCGCCAGGCCAAUGGCAAAUUCCUCAGCGGCCCGUGGAGUCACCCUUCUCAUAAGAGAAAACCAGAAAGGGUCGAACUCGGUUGAAACAAUGGAAAAGACCCUUACCAAGAAAGACUACUGCAUCUACUACUGCGUUGUGGGCGAAGAAGUGCCUGCAUAUCAAGAUAUCAUUUGUCUCCUCGAGGUGGAUUCCCCGUUCAUUGGAAUCGGCCAUUCUCGACUUUUGUGGAUAAUGGGUUCCGCACAAGUGAAGCCGAAAGAUCCCUUAUACGGCUGCACAUUGGGCUUUGCUCGGAGUAUUCGGGCAGAGUUAUCAGCAUCUUUUGCCACACUUGAAAUUGACCAAUUCGAUCCUGAAGUCAGCGGAAUCUCGGUUGAAGUAUUUGAAAAGUUCCAGGACACUGCAUCGCUGAUGAAUCCAGAUUAUGAAUUUGCGAUACAGGAAUAUACAGUCCUUGUCGCUCGGUACCACUGGACAAAGGUUUCAAAAGAGCUAACAGUCCUGGUCCAUACAAAAGCGCAGGCUCUUGCACUGGGCAAAGAAACGGACGGAAAUUUAUACUGGAGUUCGGUUCCGCUAGGUCCACCUGGCCAUGGUGAGGUGGCCAUAAGCCCUCGUUACUGUGAAUUUUGGCCCGAGAAACAUUUCAAUAACAAAAGAUAUGAUUUGCCACCACUCGAAGAGGGUUCUGGGGUUAUCAUCGCCGUAGGAGCUGGCGUCCAUACACUCAGACCGGGGGACCGAGUAAUGAUGAUCGGUUCCCAAUGUCUCUCCACGCGACUCGUGCUGCCUGCGGACCAUGUUGUGUCUAUCCCUGAUCUCCUGUCAUUGGAAGAAGCGGCCACGAUGCCGAUUGCGUACUGCACAGCGAUCUACAGCUUGAUCAAAGUGGCCAAUGUACAGAAAGGUCAAUCGAUCUUGAUUCAUUCAGCAUGUGAAGACAUUGGUCUGGCAGCUCUACAGAUAUGUCAAAUGAUCGGUGCUGAGAUCUAUUGCACCGUGAGUGAUGACAAGCAGGCUGAGUAUCUCACGGGCACGUUUGGAAUCCCCUCCACUCAUAUCAUCUUCCUGCUCAAAAGGUCAUUUGUGCAGGCAUUGCUGCAAGCAACAAACCAACGUGGCGUCGAUGUAGUUCUGAAUACGCUCUUUGGGAAACUGCUUCAUGCCUCUUGGAAAUGUGUGGCUCUCUGUGGAAAGAUGAUACAGAUAGGAGGCAAUCAUGUUAAAGAGUGCGCAGCUCUCGAUAGCAGACCAUUUGGGGGGAAUCGAAUGUUUGUUGGCGUUGAUAUCUCUAGUCUGCCAAACUUGUACCAAGAGCUUCUGUGUAAAACGGUCACCUUGUACAAGAAAGGUUUUGUGCAAGCAGCGAUUCCCCAUCGUCUUACACGGUGGGACCAGCUCAAGCAAGUUUCUGAUUCACACACCGAUCGCAGAAAGCCUGUUGUGUCCAUACCUCAUGGAGAUGACAUCAGGACGGCAAGUACAGUUCGAUUCCAGGCGACUCUACACCCAGAUGCCGCAUAUCUGCUUGUUGGGGGCCUUGGAGGCCUAGGACGAGCGGUGUCUACCUGGAUGAUUGAACAUGGUGCACGUCACUUGAUUUACCUCUCACGGACUGUCAGCCAUUGCAGAUACACUGGAUUUAUCGACGAACUUCAAAGUCAAGGGUGCUCAGUGCAAAUUAUUCAAGGUGAUGUCAGCAACGCCGAGGAUGUCCAGGUGGCCGUGAAUCAAGCCUGGCAGCCUAUUGUAGGCGUUUUACACAUGGCGAUGGUUCUCUGCGAUCGCCCCCUUCUCCAGAUGUCUCAUCCAGAAUGGAAAACAGUUCUCCUGCCAAGGAUUCAGGGCACAUGGAACCUCCAUGGCGCUUUGCUGCAUGUUAAGCUCGACUUUUUUGUCAUUUUCGGGUCCAUCUCUGGGUCUUUUGGUAUCACACAUCAGGCGAAUUAUGGCGCAGCAAAUACAUUCCAAGAUGCAUUUGUACAGUACAGACACGCCCAUAGCCUUCCGGUAUCUAUUCUCAAUAUUGGAGCCAUGGCCGAUGUUGGCUACGUGAGCCAGAACCAAGUCGUGGAAGACUACUUCCAACUGAUUGGCAUGCCAUUUAUGGCUGAGGAGGAUUUCUUCGAGGCUCUUCUGCUAUCACUUCAUCAGCAGUCCCCUGCCACAGCAUGGUUUCCAACAGACUCUAGGGACGCUGGUUUUACCAUCACAAGCCAAUUGAGCCUGGGGAUUCGCGCCACAAAACCUAUGAAUGACCCAAGCAAUCGGGUUUUUUGGAAGCAGGAUCGCCGUGCGGAUAUUUAUCGCAAUAUAGAAGCAGCCACACUUCAGGCCGAGAGCAGAGAUAAUGUUGACGCCGACCCCGUGGGCAAGCUGAUGAACGCGAUCCGAGAAAGUCCAGUGGUAUUGGAUCAAGAAGAAAUACGCAAGCUCUUGGCAAAGGAAAUCGGAGUCCACAUAUAUCAGCUAAUGCUCCUUCCAGUGACGGAACUGGAUGUAUCCAAGCCGUUGGCAACUCUCGGGGUGGAUUCACUGGUGAUCAUCGGCAUUCGAAGCUGGCUGCGUCGGAAGUUGGAGGUGGACAUCAGCACAUUGGAGAUCCUCAAUGGGGACACAAUUGAUGCUAUUGCGGGUAUUGUUGCUAAACGGCUGAAGGGGAAAUAUGGUCACCAGCUCGAUUCCCAGUCUGUGGACGUUCAGGGUUGUCUAUCUGAUGAACUAGUAGCAGCCUCACAGGCUUAG